Suillus clintonianus is the source of this 1364-nucleotide messenger RNA. Its product is annotated as carbamoyl-phosphate synthase L chain, ATP binding domain-containing protein. Gene Ontology annotation, molecular function: ATP binding; metal ion binding; methylcrotonoyl-CoA carboxylase activity. The record is from RefSeq and is a predicted model, not a curated record. Gene Ontology annotation, cellular component: mitochondrion. The transcript is spliced from 8 exons. Bases 1 to 1299 code for a protein of 432 amino acids. NCBI's taxonomy places the organism in Eukaryota, Fungi, Basidiomycota, Agaricomycetes, Boletales, Suillaceae.
AUGAGCCAGCCUGAGUCUGACAUUGCUGAUGACGUUCGCGACCGUACUAGAGUCCAUGAUGAUGAUUUGGAGGCAGAAAAUGAGCCUUCUGGCGAGAGCAUGUACAACAACGGCAAGGGCAUCGCAGUCUCUGUGACAUUUACCCCACUCCUACCGCCUCCAGCCACCGGAGAAAAACACCGCAAAAAUGCUAAAUCACAACCGAUAAACCGUGCCUUCUUCAUCCACGAAGAUUCGACCCUCCGAAACCUUCUCGAUAUAACAUUCGAACAGUAUGAUAUCUCCGACAAAAUGAUGUAUGGUAUUGGCAAUCGAUCAGGUAUUCUCACUGCUAUGAACUUCACCAUCACCUAUAUGAUCCUUCACACGAACUACAAGAAUAUUGUUCUUGGAAACCUCAGCGAUUUCACCACAAUCAUUGAAGAAGUCAAAGAGCACCGGUCACCGGCCUUCAAAUUGAUUAUAGUCGAGACGAAGUAUAAUGAUGGCGAAGAAACGGAAGACGAUGAAGAUACCGAAGGUGAACCCGCGGGAAAGAAAGCUGCUACAGGCCCAACUGACGAAGAGAUGGAGCAAAACGAAGCCAUUGCAAACUUGACUCGCCAGUACACAUCUCCACCGGAGGCCAAGCACGUCAACUUGACACCGUUACAUCUCAACACGUGGGCUGCUGCAAUGGUUGGUCCAAACAAGCAAGCAGGUGUCGAUUUAGAUAAUCCACCAAAUACGAAGAUUUUCGACAUUACAUACACGGAUCCAACUGACAUUGCAAUGCUCUCACGACAUUGUCUCAACGCAGUCACACAAACUCAAUCCUCCGCACCCAGUAUUGUCAUCAAUAACAACUUCAAGGAUAUUGUUGGCCUCCUGAAUGGUGACCGUGGACCUGAUCCCGCUAUCAAGAAUCCCCCGCAGCUUCUCCGUCAACAACCUGUUGCUCUUCAACCAAAACUGACUGCCGGCAUUCCAUGUGUGCCGGGUUAUCACGGCGUGAACCAAGAUGCUGACCUAUUAUUCACAGAAGCUGGGAAUAUUGGUUACCCAGUCUUGAUCAAAACCAUUCAUGGUGGCGGUGGCAAGGGUAUGCGUGUCGUCUCAUCUCCAUCUCAGUUCAAGGAUGCUCUCGCUAGCGCACAGCGCGAAUCCUUGAAAAGCUUCGGUGAUGCAGAUGUGCUCGUAGUGAAGUACAUCGAACGUCCCAGACAUGUUGAAGUGCAGGUAUUUGUGGAUACACUUGAGAACACCGUGAACACUACGAAGACCUUUGCCCAGCUGUCGAAAGUCCCUCAGCCGAGUUAAUGGCACAAGCAGCAUUGUUUGUCGCACUACGAGAGUAUUCGAUUCAGUCUACAAGCCUUGUGACG